GGUCGGCUGGGGCUCCGGACGAGGGCAAGAGGCUCGUCGGCUUCGGCCAACACGGACACCUGACGUUUGAGGCCCUUUACAAUACAGCAGAUCCGGAGGCCAAGAGGUGAGAAAAAGACUUUUGGGUGGGGUCUGAGGGGAAGGGCCCAGCAAGGUAGUGGGACCCUGCUUCCAUUUGUUCAAGUGUUACCAUUUGUGCUGUUGUACCCCAAUGCAGUUACAUCAAAUGGCUCCGGCGCCAGACCACCAAAGUCGGGACCAAGAUGCAUGCACUCCAGCUGUAUGUGUGGCGGAAAGACGAGGCGAAUGCAGCAGCAACCUCCUCCCUUCCCAAAACCACCACCGUUGCCCCCAGCGCCUCUCUCUCUGCAGCAGCCUCCGUCGUCGAGAUUCCGGAUGACGUGCUGCUGUCGGCCAGCAUGGAGCUGGAGGCUGCAUCUACCUCCCAGUCUGCAACCAGUAGAGGGCCAGUGCCAUCCCAGCGCUCCCAACCGAUGGCUGAUCCGGGAAAGCAGCCUUCGCAAACGCUAUCUGUAGCCAGGAGAGAGCUACCUUUGCCCGAGGGCUGGAGGAGGUCAUUACCCAAGGAACAGCACAAGUGGGUAAGCCGGGCCCUUUUCACCAGGGGCAAGGACGGAAAGCCUGUGCUGACCUCCAACCUUCGCCUUUGGUGGUUUCCUCCCGGCCCCCGCAACGUGCACCUCCAGCCCCCAACAUCGCCCGACACCUUUUUUCAGCGCCCGUUCUUCCUAUGGAUGCCGUACCGCAUGUGGGACUACAAGCUGUCCUGCACGGCGUGCAGCCACAGGUUGGCGGGAGCCGGACUCUACAGGACCGUCCGGAGGGUCCUGGACACAGACGGAUGGUACUUUAUGGCCACGGAGUACCUAGAGUGCCGGCACUGCAGGAAGAAGGUGGCGGGCUGGUCGCAGGAUAUCCUGGAUCAGCUGCACCACACGCACCGGGAUGACUUUCCAGCUAUCCUGACUUACAGGUUAUCCUGCGACAUAAAGCUGAUUGGGCAGAUGCAGGAGCGCACGCUGGGCAAUGGGGCCACCCGGCUGCGCAGAUAUCUACUCGAGCAGCACACCAGGUCCUGGCUGACGCGGUCCAAAAAGUUCAUGUACGCGGUCUCCAAAUUUAUCACACCGGGUGCUGAGCCACCUGCGGCUUCGGCUCCUCUACCGCGGAUGACCCCGGUGCCCGGUACAAAGUGGUUGUUGUCCGUCUAUGCCAGGGAGGUGGCUUCGAGGAUAGAAGAGACCAAGGCCCGGAUCACCUCCAUCUUUGGCUCAAUCCUGAAGAUGGACUCAACGAAGAAGGUGACCAAGAAACUUGCCGGUGCCGCGGCAGGAACGGCAGCCUGGGUGACCAGCGUGGGGAGAGAGCGGCCAGGUCCUGAUCAGCGUCCUCACUGCAGCCAAGGGCGCUGGCCUGCACCCCAUGGCCACCGGGCUGAUGCGGCGAUACCGUGA
Polypterus senegalus (gray bichir) is the source of this 1475-nucleotide messenger RNA. RefSeq lists its product as uncharacterized. The coding region runs from base 264 to 1475 and encodes 403 amino acids. Lineage: Eukaryota; Metazoa; Chordata; Cladistia; Polypteriformes; Polypteridae. The transcript has 5 exons. The record is from RefSeq and is a predicted model, not a curated record.